CGGAGGCGGCUCAGGUGCGGCGGCGGCGCGGAACCCGGAGGGAGCGCGACCAGGGCGUCGCCGGGUCCCGCGUCCUGCGCGCCGACUGGAAAGGCGUGUUCGUUUGUGUUCGCGCGCUACCAGGCUUCCGAGAAGCAUUUCUCUUCCUCCUCCUUCUCCCAGCGGUGGAACCUGUUUGAGGAAAACUUUCCGUGCGCGCAGAAAUAAGCUCUCUUCACAAGUCUGUCAGAGCCCCAGAUUCAGGGGUACGCCGGGCUUGGAGCGUGUGUGAGACGGCGCCUUCGGACGCCUGACGAUCUGUGGAAGAGGGAAAGGAAGGGCAUGCGGACGGCCGAGAUCGAGAGCAGAUGCGUGGCCGGCGGGGCAGAGCAGUUUCCUUCAUAUCCUGGCAUUUGACUUUGAGCCAUUGGAGCCAUGAGCAACUACAGUGUGUCCUUGGUUGGCCCAGCUCCAUGGGGCUUCCGGCUGCAAGGUGGCAAGGAUUUCAACAUGCCUCUGACAAUCUCUAGUCUAAAAGAUGGUGGCAAGGCAUCUCAGGCAAAUGUAAAAAUAGGAGAUGUGGUUCUCAGCAUUGAUGGAAUAAGUGCAAGUGGAAUGACUCAUCUGGAAGCCCAGAACAAGAUUAAAGGUUGUACGAGCUCCUUGAAUAUGACUCUACAAAGAGCAUCUGCCACAUCCAAGCCUGAGCCAAUUUCUGUUCAAAAGGGAGAACCUAAAGAAGUAGUUAAACCUGUGCCCAUUACAUCUCCUGCUGUGUCCAAAGUCACUUUCACCACCAACAUGGCCUACAAUAAAGCACCACGGCCCUUUGGUUCUGUGUCUUCACCAAAAAUCACAUCCAUCCCAUCACCAUCGUCCGCCUUCACCCCAGCCCAUGCAACCACCUCAUCACAUGCUUCCCCUCCACCUGUGGCUGCUGUCACUCCUCCCCCAUCCUCUGCGUCUGGACUGCAUGUUAGUGCCAGUCUUAGUGCUGACCGGUGUUCACCUGCGCUGAGCGCUGGUAAAGCUGCAGUUAAUGUCCCACGGCAGCCCACAGUCACCAGCGUGUGUUCCGAGACUGCUCAGGAGCUAGCAGAGGGACAGAGAAGAGGAUCCCAGGGUGACAGUAAACAGCAAAAUGGGAAAUUCCCACCUAAACGCCCACCAAGGAAACACAUUGUGGAGCGCAAUACGGAGUUUUACCACAUACCCACUCACAGUGAUGCCAGCAAGAAGAGGCUGAUGGAGGACACUGAAGACUGGCAUCCAAGGACUGGAACAACUCAGUCCCGCUCUUUCCGCAUCCUCGCCCAGAUCACUGGGACUGAACAUUUGAAAGAAUCUGAAACUGAUAAUACAAAAAAGGCAAAUAAUAUUCAGGAGGCUUCUCAACAGUUGGCUCCACCUGCAGCUCUAACUCGGAGCGGGCCUGAGAGCUCAGAGAGCGCAGGCCCCAGCAGACCAGGGGCAACCAGCCUCACGGCGGCUGCAGCAUUCAAGCCCGUGAGCUCCACCAGCGCAAUCAAGUCUCCAGGCUGGCAGCGGCCAGACCAAGCAGCACCUUCUACUGGGCAAAUGUCAAACAGUGCAACUUCCUCGGGAGCAGGGGCACCAGUGAGCUCGGUUGUAGGCCAGCCCCAGCCAAGUGACCAGGAUAGUUUGGUGCAAAGAGCGGAGCACAUCCCAGCAGGAAAACGAACUCCAAUGUGUGCCCACUGUAACCAGGUCAUCAGGGGACCAUUUCUAGUGGCACUGGGGAAAUCGUGGCACCCAGAAGAAUUUAACUGUGCUCACUGCAAAAAUACAAUGGCCUACAUUGGAUUUGUAGAGGAAAAGGGGGCACUGUAUUGUGAGCUGUGCUAUGAGAAAUUCUUCGCUCCUGAAUGUGGUCGAUGCCAAAGGAAGAUCCUUGGAGAAGUCAUCAAUGCUUUGAAGCAAACUUGGCAUGUUUCCUGUUUUGUGUGUGUGGCCUGUGGAAAACCCAUUCGUAAUAAUGUUUUCCACUUGGAGGAUGGUGAACCCUACUGUGAGACUGAUUAUUAUGCCCUUUUUGGCACUAUCUGCCGUGGAUGUGAAUUCCCCAUAGAAGCUGGAGACAUGUUUCUGGAAGCUCUAGGCUACACCUGGCAUGACACGUGCUUUGUGUGCUCAGUAUGUUGUGAAAGUUUGGAAGGACAGACAUUCUUCUCCAAGAAAGACAAACCACUGUGCAAGAAGCAUGCUCAUUCUGUGAAUUUUUGAAAGUCAACAGUUAGGGAAAGAGAAUAAAUUUGAAGAAAAAAAGAGGAAAAUUUAAAUUACCAAUUAAUUUUUAGAUAUAAUAUUUAUAUAGAGUUUUGAAAAUAAUACUGGCCCUGAAGGAAUAAAUUCCAACAUUAAAAACCAAGUCUAGGGCCUGGGAUUUAGCUCAGUGGUUCCGCUGCCUGCCCCGCAAGAGCAAGGAUGGGAGUUCAAUCCCCGGUACCAAAAACAAACAAACAAAAAACCAAGUCUGUGAUGAAAUAUUUGGCUUUGUAAAGGAAAGAGACAGUUUGGCAUUUUUUAUUACUUUUUCCUAUAUUUUCUGCCUAUAAAAUAACCUUUAUAAAAAUCAUUUUCCUGGUUGACUAUUAAAUUCAUCAUAGAAUAAAUUAGCAAAGAAUUAAAUUUUAGGAAAAAUAUCCCAGCCUCUAUGCUGAAGUAAUUACAUUUUCUUUCCUUGUUAGGAGUAAAUCUGCAAAGGGCAAUGAAAAUGCCUUAAACUUUAUAAAUAAGAGAAUCAUUGUUUUUUUAAAAAAGCUGGUUAUCUUUAAAAUAGCAAGUAGGAGUUUAAACAGAAUUUUAUCAGUAGGAAGUGUCAGAUUUUAAACAAAUGGGUAUACUUUUUUUCUUUUUUUGUAUUAUCGUUGAUCAUUUCAGUAAGAAAUGCCAGGGAGAUUUUUGGUCAGAACGUGUCAUGUCUGGAAGAGAUGUUACACUCUCCUUCAUCUUACCCCCUCUCGGUAGUUGCUGUAUAGUUUAUCAAUCCCAAAUGUUUGCCUUUAUUAAAAUGGGACUACUUUAAUCAUGGUGUAGGCUUUAUCACCUGUAUUAGUCAAACUUCAGUUUUUCCCUUUCCCCAUAGUGAAACAGAGCUAAUGAAAUAUUUUGGACUCUUAACAGUUUUCUCUUUUUAAAAUGAAUAAAUAAAAAAGAACAUGGUUAUAAAUUAUGGUAAAUGAGAGGAUUGUACCUUAAAAGUACAAACAAAAAAUACAUUUCCUCCUUUCCAGAUUAUAAAUCAGAUCAUUUUUAGAUUUGGACCACUGACCAAAGAUCAGAGAGCUUAUUCUGCAGAAUCUUUUUUUCCCUCAUUCUACAUUAGAAUUGGCUGAGAGUUUAUGAUUAAAUCUAGACUUUUUUUUGGUAGUUCUCUCAAUGAUGAGUGAACCACUUCCAAAUUUGAUCAUGAAGUCUGGAAACCUUUUAUUCACAGAGGUUUGGUCAUAUAGGACGGAAAUGUGAUUGAUUACUCAGACUGGCCUCUAAUUUGUUUUCCUCUUUUGUGCAAAGAAUUGUAUAAAUACCACAUGGACAUAGAAACAGCUCUACUAAAACUGUGGGUACUGUUGAUAUUUGCCCAGUUAGAGAACAGGUUGUGUACAGCAUUUGGUAGUUUUCCUCUUUGUUUUCUAGAAUGGAUGAAAGCCUAUGAUCCCACUGAGUUAUAGUUAAAUCUUGUUUGGGGCAAGGUGUUUUUAAAGUCAAGACAGAGUCCCCAAGUCAGUCCUUCCUGCCCCAUCGCUCACCAAGAACUUUACUUCCAUUGUGUGCAUGUUUGCUAUAGAGGAGGCUUUAGGCUACAAUAUUUGUUUAACCUCCCUGAGAACUUACAAGACAUCUGUCCUGAAAGCUGUUAAUUUAGGGUCUAACAGGUUUAUUUUAUAUGCAGAUAAUAAUUAACUGGGGAUAAAGGAAUAGGAAGGGGUGACACAAAGUAGCAAACUGAAUGCUUCUCCAGUAGCAACCCUGAGUACCUCCUCACCCUGCAUUAUGUGGGGAGGCAGGAAAUUUCUUUUAAAAUAAAGUGCUGGAACUGAAUUGUGCAUUAAAUCUCACUGCUGCUGAAACCACCUAUAGAUGACUUGCUGGCUUAUGUGCAUCUUUACAUACUUUAAUGUCAGUCUUUUACUUUAUACAAUACAAAAUAUUGGUGGUUUUGUUUUGAUAUGAUAGCUUUUUGUUGUUUAGUUGUGCCAUGAUAAUAUUUGAUAAGUUAAUGGCAUUUGACUAUUUUCUUGCAAGAAUUUUAUUUGAUCUGAUUUCUGUAAAGUAAUCUUUCUAUAAGGAUAUCAUUUUUAUUAGACCUUUUAUCCUACAUGUUAUUCAUGGAGCAUUUCUACACAUUUUAAUCCCUAAAAGGGUUGCUUCCUAAUUUAUCACUUUUCUUUGUGCUUUGUCCAUUUCUUCUGGGGCAAGGCUUUAUAUCUGUUCCUAACACAGUUAAUCCUGUGAAAUAAAUAUCGACCUUAUUCCAGAAGAGUCUCUGUAUUUACCAGUAGGGAGUGCCAUAUUUAAUUCACCAGCAUUAAUCUUUUAAUAACUGGCAGAGCACUUUAUUCUUCUGGUGGGCUUCCUGAGUAUUUAUUUUUCUGAUAAUAAAUAUCCUGUCAGUAGCAUUUUUAUUAUUUUUCACUGUAGAGCACUGAGUUUUAGUCUCUCUGGAUGUAUAUUUUGGGAUGCUGUACUUGGUAAGACAGAGAUAAACACUACAGUACAUGAAUAAAAUCUCCCCUACUUGGAUUUAUCAUUUCAGAAACUUUAGUGAUGGCUUCAGAUGUGCAUUAUUUCUGUGGUCUAGACUUACGUGUUGCCCACUGAGGUAGCAAAUUAAAAAUUAUCCCUUCUGCUCAUUUAUAGUAACAUACAUGUUUUCUGUUGAUUAAUUGAUUAGAGUUUAAAACUGAAACCUAAUCAUUUGGUUACAUAAAACAUAGAAAUAACAGUUAAAAUCUUCAAAAUGUUAGUAUAGCCUUAUGUUUAAAAUUAUCCACAAUAAAAAUGUGCAGUUUUCAAGGAAUACUGUAUUAGCAUUUUAUAGAAAAUAAUUCCUUUCUUUCCUCCUAUUCAAGUGCGAAUCCAGCCCUUGAAUUUUUGCGGCAUUUGGCAUUAAUUAUCCAGAAACACACGGAAGGGUUUCACGCUAUUCUAACCUGGCUUCGGUUUGUCCUCCUCGUCCCCAGUGUUUGAAUUGGAUUCUUAAUGUAUAAUUUGCUUCAUCUGUUAAUCUGUCUUCUGUUUAAGUUUUAAGUUUGUAUAUGUCUGCUCUUUUGCUUUUGGUUAUCUUUUCUAAUGAAAAAUCACAUGAGAAAUAUAAUCAGUAGAAUGAUACUUUAAUGUGCACAUAUUCAAUAAAUAAAUGACUGCAGUGGUGUA
Messenger RNA from Heterocephalus glaber (naked mole-rat), 5376 nucleotides. NCBI's taxonomy places the organism in Eukaryota, Metazoa, Chordata, Mammalia, Rodentia, Bathyergidae. The record is from RefSeq and is a predicted model, not a curated record.